AGCUCGGUUCGCUUCGAUUCAUCGCACGCAAUGGCAGGACAACUGGUAGCAAUUCUUCUCGCCCUGGCCGCGCUGGCUGCAGCAAAGCCCUCCAGCAACCGUAUCGUUGGCGGCGAAGAAGCGAUCCCGCACGAGUUCCCGUACCAAAUUUCGCUGCAAAUCAACUACAACAAACCGGGCCGUCGACCGUUUCACUUCUGCGGCGGUUCACUGAUUGCCGAACGGUUCGUCCUGACGGCCGCCCACUGUGUUCCGAAAGAUCUCGAGCAUGGCUCAGUGCCCGAAGCCGUCGCGGGAGAGCAUGACUUUAGCAAGGACGAUGAGCGGAUCCAGCGCCGGAAAAUCGUAAAGUUCUAUGCCCACAAGGGAUACAACGGUGGAAUUGGCCCGGACGACAUUGCCGUGUUCCGCGUCGACCGUCCCUUCCAUCUGAACGACCACGUGCAGCUGAUCAACCUGCCGGAAGCGGACGCCGUGCCGACCGGCAUGUGCACCAUCAGUGGCUGGGGAUCAACGUCGUUCUCUCCGUUCCCUAGCUACCCCAACGUCCUGCAGAAAACCUCCAUCCCGGUGAUGGAUCUGGAAGAGUGCCGUGAGAUCUACUACAAUAACGACAUUGCGGACAGCAACCUGUGCGCCGGAACGAUCGAGGGUCUGUCGAGUGUCUGCUCGGGCGAUUCCGGUGGUCCGUUGGUGCAGAUCGAAGAGGAUGGUUCGUUCGUGCAGGUGGGUACCGUUUCCUGGGGAGGCAUACCGUGCGGAGGCUUCAGGAAUCCCGGAGUGUUUGUUCGUGUAUCAUCGUUUAUUGAUUGGAUUAAUGAGCAACUCGAGCACUAGAGAGCGUUCGAACGAUUACAUGUCGGUUUCGAUUUAAGCGCCUACGAAUAAACUUGUCAAGUACAGAUACUUCA
Molecule: messenger RNA, 911 nt
Organism: Anopheles bellator
Lineage: Eukaryota; Metazoa; Arthropoda; Insecta; Diptera; Culicidae
Product: trypsin-1-like
Exons: 2
Coding region: 31-837 (268 amino acids)
Biological process (GO): proteolysis
Molecular function (GO): serine-type endopeptidase activity
Source: RefSeq, a predicted model, not a curated record